UUGACUGCUCGGAGUCAGAAUCUUCAAUACACUUAUUGCCUUAGCACACGAAUAUAAACGUUGCGAGGUUUGCAUUUAACACAUUCUUGCAACGGCCGAAUGCAAACCAACACGUUUAUUGCAGGUCCGAUGACACGGCAGUCCUUGGCCUUGCCCGCAGCGCCAGAGGGGGGUGCUGUCAUCUCAGAGGAGGAGACCGGCAAGGAAUUUUCUCCCCUUAACGCUAUCAAGAGCUCUCAGACGAAAGCUAAAAAGGGGAUCCAAAAGCGCUGGAAGCUUUUUUUUUUUUGUAGAGAGCGGCGCGCGUGACCUUUGCUGCGAUAAGGUCACGGGGCUGAGAGUUUGACAGGUGAGGGUGGCGGUCAAGCGGAGUGGGAGGAGCUAAGUGAGCUGCCGGAGUAAGCGAGCGGUUUGCAGCAGGAGACGAUAAGCCCCUUUUUAGAAGCCUGUGGCGGAUGGGUGUUGAAAUGACGGUCUCAGUGGCACUCGCGCGAUUCAUCAGAAAACAGAGACUCACCAUCACCCACUACCUGUACUUCGCCCUCGCCGUGUGGCUUCUCGUGCUGAUCCACCGGCACCUCCGACAACCCACCGUCACGACCAUUCGCUUCGUCGACGAAGGCACCGACGGGAAAGUCACUCACCUGGUCCUCCCGACGCCCCACAAGGUCGUUGCUGCCGAGGCGUAUCGCGCACUGAAGGCGGUGAGAGAUAAUAUGCUGAAGGAAUUCAUCGGCGUUGACCUUCCGCCUUGGCUGGACGACUACGCGAAUAAGACGCAG
Molecule: messenger RNA, 782 nt
Organism: Penaeus vannamei (Pacific white shrimp)
Lineage: Eukaryota; Metazoa; Arthropoda; Malacostraca; Decapoda; Penaeidae
Source: RefSeq, a predicted model, not a curated record